AACACUACUAUAUAACAAAUAAUUUGAGUUCAUGUUGGCUGGUCAGAAUGGGGAGGUCGAUGAUCAACCACUUGAAAGGGAAGAGCUCAGGCAACUUGGGAGUGUACUAAAGGAAGUGAAGUGGUCUUUAAAUUCCCCUGAAUCUCUGCUACUUGAGAAUCUCUCUAGAAAGUGUGUUAAUGAAAGAAACCUAUCCACCCAUGUACUUUAUGAAGACUUGGCUGAGGUGUUUGAAGGAUUGGUAAAGCAUAGGCUAGAAAUAACUGGAACAAAUUCAGAGUACUAUCAGUCCCAGUACUUCCUCAGAAUUCUGAUAUGGAUAAAAAUAUUCAUCAGGGAUGCUACAUAUCAGCGAGAACUGUUCCAUCUUGGAGGAGUGAAGAUUCUUUCUAAGAUCCUGCAAACCGUGACACGAGAUUACCUUAACUUUGAGGACAAAGUAAUGGGUAUUGAAGUCCUUAAAGUCAUGACAAACAUAUUCCAGAAGUUGUCAGUAGAACCAAGUCAGAGACUGUGGCUGACAGCGUGUGAUGUUCCCCGCAGUCUCGUACUCCUGCUCUGUGCUCGAGAUCUCUCAGUCCUGAACUGUGCUCUGUACGCUCUCAUUGACCUCGCUCGCAGCGAACAAGCAAGAGUUGUGAUAGGUGAACUUAACUGUGUAGAGACACUGCUUCAUAUCGUACAGGAUUAUUCUAAUCCUACUACUAAACAGCUAUCUUCAGAACUGUUGAGACAGCUGUGUUCUCUAGAUCAUGUGAAGGAACACGUGAAGGUUUUUGACGGGAUUCCUCUUUGCCUAAGCGUUUUGCACGAGGACGAUCUGGUUUUGCAGUUCAACAUUGUGUCUAUAGUGGAGAGGUUGAGUUGUGAUAACGAUAGUAGCAACGACAUUCGAGAGUUGGGCGGCAUUCCUCUCCUUAUUACUCUUAUACAAGACCAGCACAGCAGAAAGCGAGGAAGUGCGAGAAGUAACGGUACAUACAGCACGGAUAACAUCGAGGAGAAUGGCACCAUAUCUCCUGUCUCUAAAAACACUGUCAGCAGAUACGAGUCCAUCAAAUUACAAACUGCAUGCUGCGCGGCUCUGACCCAGCUAUCUCUAAACGACACGAACGCGCAGAACAUCGUGCACGCUAACGGAGUCUACAUACUUGGUAAAUUGAUUCUCCCAAAUGUGGAUACUGACGAGUUGGAGGAGAGUUUGUUGUUGGAAAUGUUGCAGAAGAGUGCACUUAGAGCACUUAGGUUCCUCUUCUCCAUGGAGAGGAACAGGCAGCUAUUCAAGAGGCUCUUCCCCACGGAGUUGUUUGAGAUGUUUAUCGACGUUGGCCAUUACAUCACAGACAUAGACGCUUAUAAACACAUGAUACACUACAUAAACAACUCAGAGGAGGAGGUAAGGAACAAGAUAAAGUGUCGGAUACACAACACUAACCAACACAGAGCCCCAAUGUUCUACGUUGGAUCUUAUGCUGUCUUGGAGCACCUUGGAUCUGGAGCUUUUGGAACUGUCUACAAGGUAAAAAAGACAUCUGGUUCCCAUGAUGAAGCCACCACUCUGGCAAUGAAAGAGAUUUCACUUCAACAUCCGGGGUUUGGCGCGACAACAAAAGAGAGGACGAGAUGUAUUGGAGACAUACUGAACGAAUCUAAUAUUAUAAAGGAGCAGCUCCGACAUCCAAACAUUGUUAGGUACUACAAAACGUUCAAGGAACAGAGCAGGUUGUACAUAGUGAUGCAGCAUAUAGACGGAGCUCCUCUCAGCGAACAUUUCUCUUCGCUCCGUGAAAAGGGCCUGUCUUUCAGCGAGGAGAGAAUCUGGAAAAUAUUUGUUCAGAUGGUGUUAGCAUUGAGAUACCUGCACUGUGAUAAAGGAAUUGUACACAGAGAUCUCACUCCUAACAACAUCAUGUUGGGAGACUACGACAAGGUCACUCUCACGGACUUUGGUUUGUCCCGUCAGAAGCAGGGACUAAUGCAGUCAGUAGUGGGAACAAUCCUCUACAGCUGCCCGGAACUAGUGAAGAACGAGCCGUACAGCAACAAGGCAGAUGUGUGGGCUAUAGGGUGUCUGCUGUAUCAGAUGUGCACACUUACUCACCCCUUCUACCGGGACGGAAUGUCAACCCUCGCUCUUGCUAAAAAUAUAGUUGAGUCGAUAUACGCCCCCUUACCAGUAGAAUACUUUUCUUCUAAGAUCAUCUCCACGGUUCAACAAUGCAUGACCCCAGACACAGACCUGAGACCCGACAUAGUGGGGGUAGGGUCCAGUAUAGCAGAGAUCAUCAUGUUGCACAUGGACGAGGUGCGGACUAGAGAAGCAACUCUUCAGAGGAAACUGCAGAGGGAGAAGAAACGUGUCCAGAAGCACUACCACGAGAGCAAUAGGAACCUACAGAAUUACCAGCGACUGUUCCUCGCUACCAACCACUCAUCUCAAGAACAAGAUGACUCAUGUCUCAAGUGUUCCGGAUCCUCGAUGGGCGUGUCCUCUACCGGGGAGGAGAGUUCGGUUGAUGACACAGACAGUUCCCCUAACCGACCCUCCCACCGAUCCAAAUUCCGGAGUGGAACUGGCAGGCGGCGAUGCACCUGUGUUUCCGGCAGACAAGUUCCUUCUGCUCCCUCUGUUGCCUCCAACCGUGCUAGACCAAGUCACAUCCACUCUGGAAACUGCGCUGAUAGUGCACUGAGUAACAGAUGUAGGAGGCAGAGUGGUACAGGAGCCAGGAAUGUCAGUACCGCGACAAUAUCCAUAUCACAACGCAAAGUCAGACAGAUAGACGAUCCUAUCCUUCAAAUUCUAAACCAGAUGCACAAGAUUAUCUUUAUCACUCAGUUGCCGCCCUCGAUGAAUCUAAACCCUAAACGGCGUGUUAUUGAGAAAUACAAGCGAGCGCUCUUUACUCGUCAUAUAGGCUCUGUAAAUCUAAAAAAUGAGAUCAAAAAGCUGAUGGAGGCUUCUAAAGAUAUCGUGGAUUUGACUUUCAGUGCCAGCAAGCCCUUACAAGCUCAGAACGAUUACAAAGGAUCCAACUCUCUGGCAAGCCUGGCAGUGGAGGGACCAGAGGGAUCAGAAGUUUUGUUAACAUAUGAGCACCUUCAGAGCCUGAUUGAGAGUUGUCUGGUUGAGGCCGGCUACUACGAGGUUCAGGGAUCCAGGACACCGCUGAUCCCUCCAAUUCAAUCUAUGAACGAUUUCACCAGAGACUUUAGUGGUACAUGAACAUUCGAGAAGCUUAGCGUGAUGCGAAUCGAAUCCGAAUUUAGAGAAUUGACUGUGACGUGAAAAAGUUUCGGCCAUAUUAUAGCCCGGACGUCAAGACUGAAAGAAAAACUGAGAUAGCGACUCAACAUCUUAUUUAUUAAUUUUCAGUUUAGCAAUUUGCUUCUAAAACUAAAUAAUCUAAAUUUUUCAUACUUUUUAACUAACAAAAAUCAAUUAGAUAAGAAAUUUAUGGUAUGUUUAUUAAAUGUAAUAUAGUGUAUAAAAUGAUCAACUUUAAUUCAGAAAUAUGUAAAACGGUUUCCAAUUAAAUUAUAAUUUU
Bolinopsis microptera is the source of this 3548-nucleotide messenger RNA. Its product is annotated as serine/threonine-protein kinase Nek10-like. Gene Ontology annotation, biological process: positive regulation of MAP kinase activity; regulation of cell cycle G2/M phase transition; protein phosphorylation. Gene Ontology annotation, molecular function: ATP binding; protein serine/threonine kinase activity; protein binding. The coding region runs from base 32 to 3226 and encodes 1064 amino acids. Lineage: Eukaryota; Metazoa; Ctenophora; Tentaculata; Lobata; Bolinopsidae. The transcript is spliced from 28 exons. The record is from RefSeq and is a predicted model, not a curated record.